Messenger RNA from Apis florea (little honeybee), 842 nucleotides. It is a transcript of the gene Spase25, whose product is annotated as Signal peptidase complex subunit Spase25. The record is from RefSeq and is a predicted model, not a curated record. Gene Ontology annotation, cellular component: signal peptidase complex; membrane. Gene Ontology annotation, biological process: protein targeting to ER. Lineage: Eukaryota; Metazoa; Arthropoda; Insecta; Hymenoptera; Apidae.
AAAUCUAAAAAAUUGUUCUUAAGGUGGCAUUAAUGUAUCAAAAGAUUUAAUGAUUUGACGUGUACAAAAGUGUAUAUAGUGAAUUAGUAUAUCUAUAACUGUUUUGUUGUAAGAUUACAGUUAGAAUGGGUGCAGAUAAAAAUACAGAAAAUCUUGUAAUUAAAAUCAAUAAAUGGGAUGGAUCUGCAGUAAAGAAUGCAUUAGAUGAUGCAGUUAAGGAUGUACUUACAAAAAAAUACAAUUAUAUAGAAAACUUUGCUUUACUUGAUGGAAGAUUAGCUCUAUGUGGAAUUGCUGUAACAGUAGCAAUUGUUGCUCUUCUUUGUGAUUAUUUAUAUCCUUUUCCUGCAUCCAAACCAGUUUUAGCUAUUUGUGUUACAUUAUACUUCCUGUUAAUAGGACUUCUCACUUUAUAUACAACAUACAAAGAAAAGGGUAUAUUUGUUGUAGCUAUUCAAAGGGAUCCGGCAGGUUUUAAUCCUGAUCUUAUUUGGGAAGCAAGUUCAUAUUUAAAAAGAUAUGAUGAUAAAUAUAAUCUUGUGCUAUCUGUUAGAAGUACUGUUACAGGAAAUGUGAAUGAAACUAGUGUUACAAAAUCUGUUGCAAAUUUUAUUGAUGUCAAUGGCGUUGUUAUUCCAGAAUUGAUAGAAAAUGUUGUGACAAAUAUGCAUGAUAGCUUAACUACUCAACGUAAAGAAAAGUAGCAGAAAGAAUGAUAUUCAAUUGAAUAUGAUCAUUAUCUUCUUUUUAUAACAUACAAAAAAUUGUUUUUUUUAUAUUUCAUGUAUUUCAUAUUGGUGUUAAACCAUUUUGAAAAUAAAAGUUCAAAGAUUUUAAAAUUG